This is a messenger RNA of Perca flavescens (yellow perch), 1150 nucleotides long. RefSeq names its product immunoglobulin superfamily member 6. NCBI's taxonomy places the organism in Eukaryota, Metazoa, Chordata, Actinopteri, Perciformes, Percidae. The transcript has 6 exons. The record is from RefSeq and is a predicted model, not a curated record. Bases 413 to 1117 code for a protein of 234 amino acids.
UGGUCGUUAUUAUUGUGACUUAAAGUGUCAGGUUUAGUUCCAUCAUAGUAUUAAUAGUGGCUGAGCCCCCCUAAAGGUCUGAUCUUAGAAUCGCCCCUGGUACAGAAAAUGUUGUUCAUAUUAUAAGGCAUUAACAGGCAGAUGGGGCUACUUGUGGUUUCCCUUUAUAAUGACACACAAUCUUUCAGUAUUCAGUGUUAAAUCUAUUUGCACUUGAUAUUAUAAAUGCCAUUGUUUUCAUGUUGUCAUGUUUGUAAAAAUCCAGUGUUACCGUUCAGCUGCGAAAGACAGGAAAAUAAGAAGGAACUAAGUGUUGAGGAAGUGCAAUCUACCCACUUCCCAUGUUGUCACCCGUUUAGAAAGCCUCAUGUGAGGAAUAACAAGAUCAUUCACAAGCUGUCAAGCCUUAGACAUGGAUCGGUUGUUUUGGUUUUCUCUCCUGCUCACCUACCUUCCAGUAACUGAGAGCAUGACAAAAGAUGUGAGCUGCUUAUUACAGCCAAACAAGGUGAUCUGGCGGAAAACAGGACAAACUGCUGUUCUCAAUUGUACCAGUUCACUUUGUUCAGCCAGACCCCUGCAUUAUGAGUGGUUUACUUUCAAAGAAAACUUCCACUUUCGUCUCAACCUGAAUAGCAAUUCUCUAAAGUACAGCCUGGACGGAGCAUCUUUAAUCAUCAAGUCACUUGAUGUUAAUGACAGCGGGAUCUACUACUGUGCUGCAGUAUCGAGUGGACCCCCAAAACCCGACGCCCAGCACGUAGGGUUGGGUACAACUCUUGUAGUGAGGGAACAAAUUAAAACAAUGGCAAAGUCCAUUCUUCUGUGGGUUUCAUUUGUCCUCUUGGCCAUCUACAGCUUGGCAGUAGUGAUACUUAUUCUAAAGAAGCAUGGCUGCAAUAUGAGCAUCUGCAGAAGGAAUUGCAAAACUGACAAGAAUACCUCACCUAAAAAAGCACAAUUCCAUGACGUGUUACAAGAAAUGUACAGAAGACGGAACUUGGACAAAAGCAAAAAAACUGUGGGCAGAAACCGUUCUCAAGAUGAGGCUGCAAGCACAGAGUUCAAGAGCUCAACUGAUGACAUCUAUCAAAAUGUAAAAAUUUCACAGCCAUGAAACACCUGAUGGUGACAGAAGAGAUGAGCACAU